Molecule: messenger RNA, 3007 nt
Organism: Arachis stenosperma
Lineage: Eukaryota; Viridiplantae; Streptophyta; Magnoliopsida; Fabales; Fabaceae
Exons: 6
Coding region: 1119-1622 (167 amino acids)
Source: RefSeq, a predicted model, not a curated record
CCUCUAUAAUCGUGUGUGAAUCAAAUUUUAAGGUACCUUUUUCCUUACAUGAGGAAUGCUGAGAAUUUCACUAUGCCAAGUUAUUGGAUUAAGGAGAGGGCACCUCGACUCAACCCAAUUAUUCCUUUGGUGUGAUCCUUGCUUACAGUCCGAUAGUUGCAACCAAAGAUGAUUUCUCCUAGAUCCAGGAGAGUACCCCUAGUGUAUUUCACUGACAAUAAGCCUCCUUCAUAUCCUUGUCGAAACCUGCAAUAGACGCUUGCAAGAGUGCAAAAUUUGCAAUGAAUUUCUAGGCUGUUACAUCCUAGCUCAUGGCAGUAAAGGCUUCUUGAGUUUUUGCAUAUUAAGCGAGGGAAUUUAUUGAACUCCACAGAAUCUCACUUCCAGUGUCUACCACAGCUUUCACUUCUGCAAGUUCAACACCAUCUCCUAUAGUGAAUCUUGCAAUGACAUCAAGAUUUUCUUCAUUUGCCACUUCAGUUGUAGCAGCUACUGGUAGAUUUAUUGCUCCUGGGUGGUUCAUGAAUUGUGAUACAAAUGCCGAACGAUUGUUCGAGCACGUUAACAGAUCAUAGUGAUAGGCAUUGAGAAGCCAUCUUUGGUGGUGGUGCUGGUGAUUGUAAAAUGAAUGGAAAUGGUAAUGGAGGCAAUCAGGGAAGACGCUAUAAACAAUAUAAAGUUCUAAGAAAGAAUUCUUCUUGGGAAGAGAAGACUCCAUUAAUGGAAUAAUGGUGAAAGAAGGGAGGGACUCUGAAUGAAGAAAGAUAGAUAAAAUGAGUGAAGUGACGGUGACACGGUGAUGAAUUAUUGACUUGCAGUCAAGAUAUGUGUUUUUUUAUUUGUCUAAGCACAUCUUUUUUUAAUUUUAGUAUUUUAUCAACCACUUUAUUUUCUUUAUAUAUUCUCGAACACUUUUUUGGGUUAUAUAGGAGAGGGAGAACCUAGCUACUAUCUCUCGAUUACCCUUCCUGCUCUCGCCUAUUCUACUCUCUUCUCCUUCUCCCACUGUUGUGCACUUAAAUCUGCUUUGUAUUAGUUCGUUGUUGCUGAGGAAGCGGGCAUCAGAUUUUUGGGGAUAGGCUUUCAGCUAAAGUGGGGGAACCAAUGACAUACUUAAAAUGCCAAAGAAAGCCUUUCCACCACUGGAAUUUCCUGAGCUUGGAAGUUGCAACCUUCUGCAGUCAUUUUUGAACAAUGAGCUAAAUUCUGUGGUGGAAUUAGCAGCAGAGAAAGGUUGCUAUGGUGAUAACUUUCUUCAAAGAUUGGUCAUCAAUGGUUGGCUUACAAAAUUAGCAUUCCUCUGUGGCCAUAUAGAAAAACCAGUAGCCAUUUGGUCCUUCAACACCAUGUUAUAUUCAUCAAAUGAAGAGCUCCGAAACUCAUCCUCUGACUUUUGGUGUGCAGUUCUCUCUUCUAGAAAAGAGGUUGAUGAAUUGCCUGUCAAAAUUGGUUGGUUUCCUGAGUACUCGGAUUUGAGAAGAGCUCUUGACCCUUAUGGGUUUCUUUUUGAAUUUUCAUCCAGUGGUGAACCCAAAAAUUUAGGCAACCAUGUUGAGAUAUUUUCAGAAUUUCAAGUGGAACAGCAAAGACAUUGCUACAUAAAUUUAUUGCCAUCCUUUUGAGAAAAUCUACUUGUCUCCUAGAUUCUGACACUGGAGAACCACCCUCAAAAUAUUCGAGCCUGGCUCAAAUUUGUCACUGCUUGUUGUCUAAUACGGAGUAAACGACCAGCAUUUUCUGUUGUAGAAGCUGAAGAACUCAUUGAAAGCAUUGUAUGUCUAUUCCUAGAUCACCAGUUUCAAGGUUUAUUAGUGCUUUUGAAUGAUUGCAUGCAAGCCAUUGUUAAUUACUUCACAGACCAGGAAUGGCAUUCAAGUUGUGAGAACAUAGCAAAAUUCGUUGCUUCCAGGUUGUUAUUACUUUUGGUGUCAGUAAUAGUAAUUCAGUUAUGCUACAAACUUCUUUGGCACCACAAAACUUCCUUAUAUAGAUAGAUAACAUCAACCUUGUGCUACUUCAUGAAUCAAAAUACAUAGUUAUUCAUCACUUGUUCAAUUUUUGAGGGAGGAAUUAAUACAGAGUAGCUCAGCUAGAAAGCCUUGGAGUUGGGGAGGCUUUGAAGGACCAAGGAGUGUGCAGGUGGAACUAUGUUCUCAGAAAUGUUCAACAACAUGUGAAGAGCCAUGUUAGAUCGUUUUCACAGUUUCCUUCUUCUUCCUCUGCUAUGGUCUCCAUUACAGUACUCAAGAGGUCCCAAAAAGCUAAGCAGUCAUUGGAAUCAUUAAGAGAAGUCAUGUACUUAUCUUGUUGGGGUCCUAUCUAAAUGUUAGUAAUGAGAUCCAUUUAGGACAAUAGAGAAACAAAUUUUCAUCUUUGAUGUUACUAGCUAGGCUUUGGACAUGUGAGAAGAAGACCGAUAAAACAUCCCGUCAAGAGGGUGGAUGAGAUGGAAGAUGGACAAAGGCGAAAGGUAGAGGAAAACCUAAGAAGACCAUCCAUGAGGUGGUUAAACGAGAUCUACAUGUAAAUGGUUUCUCUGUAAACAUGAUACAUGACAGAUCACAAUGGCGUCGUUUGAUUUAUGUAGCCGACCCCACUUAGUGGGACGAGGCUUUGUUGUUGUUUAUGCUACUAGCUAGGCCAUGAUUCCAUGUAGUCUUAUAAGGUGGGGUAAUAUAAAGCAAUUAUUUCAUCUUGUAUACAUAACAUCAUCGUAUGGUACAAGAUGAAUACAAGAGUUGUUUGGUUAUAAUGAUUCUUCUUCAAUAUAGAAUGCUUACUUUUUUGUUAAGGUAGAAAACUCCUAUUUUCAUGAUAUGUUGUGGUGUUGGGAGAAUUCCUUUGACUAUUUUUAGUCUCUUAAUUUUGGGUAAGUGUUCAUCAAAUCAAAUUCUAUCUUUAAAAACAUAACACCAUAGGUUUGAUUAUGCAUAGGUUGGAUGAUGUGAGGGAUCAUCAUUCAAAUUCAGUAUUUGUUAGUUGUUGCCAUAAAAUAUCGUUCAAAUAA